This is a messenger RNA of Trypanosoma cruzi, 2031 nucleotides long. RefSeq lists its product as uncharacterized. Lineage: Eukaryota; Euglenozoa; Kinetoplastea; Trypanosomatida; Trypanosomatidae. The coding region runs from base 1 to 2031 and encodes 676 amino acids. The record is from RefSeq and is a predicted model, not a curated record. The transcript has a single exon.
AUGUCAACGAUCGAGGAACUGCGGCUUGCGAUAGAAGAGGAGAACAGACAGCACCAGCAGACGAUGGAGAUGAUACUGCGGCAACGGGAGACGCUGCAAGGUGUUCUUGAGGAACAAAGGCAAUCCUUUCAAGAGCUUAUUGCACGGGUGACGAAGUUGCGGGUUUUGAAGGCGGAACUUCUUUCGAUGAGUUCGGACGCUGCUGUCCAAGAACUUAAAUUUGAUACGGGAAGCAAAGGGGUGGACGAACUGCUUUACACCAUACAGGACAAUCUGGAGGGGACGGCGCUGACAGGCGACACACUACUGAACAAAUUCUACAAGGCUGCUCAACAGAUUCUGAAGACGUGCACUUCCAGUAAGAAAUCUGUUUUUUCUAGCGGCAGUUCAGGAAUGCGGAGCAGUGACAUUGCGUUUGUGACGCGCAACGAAAUUCGUGGCACACAACUUUGGGCACAAAAGCACUGCAAGAAAUGCUUCACCUGUGAUGGGAAGCGAUUGAAUUUGCAGCCGGGGGAACAGGUGGAUGAAAAAAGUGUGGGUCUCGCUCGAUUACCGGAUCUUAGCAGAAUUCCCGGAAAAGAUUUUUACAAGUCAUCCAUUCGGUUUUUGAGAAAAAUGUCUGGAGAGCGCACGCUUGAAGUUUUUCGUUUCUCGGCGGUUGUGGCCAUGCGAGGUAAAAAUGGGAUUCGUCUCACAGAUUCUUUUGCGACUGCCAAGAGAGUGACAGAUGUUAUUACGGCGUUGGUUAAAAAGGCAUUGGCCACCGCGGAGGAAGAGGCAAAAAAGGCACCAUGGAAUGAGGAGGCCACAAAGAAUUUGUUACUUUCUGGUGCAGUGGAGGUAUUUUUACAUUCUUUGGAUGCAAAUAUCUCCGUCACGGUGGCCUCGUCAAACGAAACGCAUGUGAUGGAGGCAAACUGUACCCCCAUGAAUUUUACAGUUGCGAUCUUGGCACCAACUUACAUUCCGACUGUCGCAACACUUCUUGAGCUGCUAUCUGAUGCUGAGCAGCGUGCAUACUUUGCGAAGUAUAUUGUUCAACCCCUGGCGGAGCGGAUUGGUAAAUUUCUGGACAUGAUUGACGUUGUUACCUUUUACACCCGUGUGGCAAUUAACACCGUGGAUGCACUCUUUCGCAUGACAAAGGCACAGUGGUUUGCAGACAUUCUUGGGAAAGGCUUCCCAAAAAGUGAAAAAUCCGUCCCGCAAGAGAAGAUGGCGAAGAAGGUGCACGCCGUUUUAUUGGCUCUGUCAAUAUUUGGUACCAGUGUGGAGGUUAAUUGCGCGCUCCCACCUCCAGGUGAUAUAACUGACACCGCUAGCAUCAAAAACUUUCUUUUAAAUAUUGCAGAAAGCUUUCUGAGAUUGCUCAUUGCACCCAGCCCGUACAGGAUUCCGCCAAUGAAUGAUCCAAAGAGCGCUAAUUUGAUUGUAAGCUUGCUGAGAGCGCCCACCGUUUUUUUGGAAAUUCUUAAUAGUACCUUUAGUAGUAAUCGCCGUCUGCCCUCCACGGCUCGCGUUGGUGUUGUGGAUUAUCUCGCUUCGCCAAAGGCUAAAAUCCGUCAUGGCCUGAGGCUCUUUUCAGAGAUCAUUGUGGAUGUAUACCGCCCGUACGCCCCGAAUACAGGGGUUGUCAUUGCGGAUGAUAAUGGCAAGUCUGGGAAGCCAAAGGCCACAGGCUGUACCCCUAUUUCAGAUAUGCCACGUGACAUUGUGCGUGCGAAUGUAGAAGUGGCAGAUUGGGCGGAGUCCCUCAUGAAACGGUUGCUGUCGUUUCGAAAAAAUUCAACGCUGGAGACAGAGUUGACCCAAGGUGGGAAGGAACUCAUACGACGUGUAAUGGAGGUGGGCGAUGGCACGGUCUUUUCAGCGUUUUUAAAGGACGUGGAGGCGCUGGAGGUGGAAAUGGUCAAAAUGUUGGAUGUGUGCGUGGACGUUUGGUUACCGUUUGGCUCUGGCGCUGUGGAUAUGGUGGAUUGCCCAAGUGAACUCCUGUACGUUCGCCUGGAACGGAGCCGCCAUAACUAG